Anopheles bellator is the source of this 845-nucleotide messenger RNA. RefSeq lists its product as uncharacterized. The transcript is spliced from 2 exons. NCBI's taxonomy places the organism in Eukaryota, Metazoa, Arthropoda, Insecta, Diptera, Culicidae. The record is from RefSeq and is a predicted model, not a curated record. The coding region runs from base 133 to 567 and encodes 144 amino acids.
CGUGACGUGUACGAUAAAAAGGUGUGCGAGAACACAUUCCACAUCUUGGACGCACUUCCCUGCGAACCGGCGAGCAGUAGAGGCGCACGAUCCGCGGUUUCACCUAACAGAGCCAACUCACUUAACAGCGCAAUGGCAACCAACUGGGUAUCGGUCAGUGUACACGGUCCGUAUCCACCGCACAUGGUGCCCGGCGGCCAGGAUAGUGAUGGGUGUCAGAUUUUCGUUGGCCGCGCCCAUCACGCCGGCGAUCUGCUGCCGGCCAAGGUGAUGCCGGAUAAGAAUGCCGCAUACGUUCCGUACGGUGGCCAAGAAACGUUCGUCGACCAGGUGGAGGUGCUGGUGCAGAAGCAACUGAUCUGGGACACGUGCACGGCCGGCCAGGUGCCGUUGGGUGCGAUGGUUGGUGGCCGUACGGCCGACGGUGAACCACUGUACAUCGGACGCGCCUACCACGAGGGCUCGCAGACCGUCGGCAAGGUGCAAUGCUCGCACAACUGUAUCUACAUCGCGUACGGUGGGGCGGAAGUGCCCGUGCACACGUACGAAGUGUUGUGUGAACGGUAAAAAGCGCCGCGAGCGCAUCCAAAAGACGGAAAAUACAUUUCAAUACGAAGCAUAAUUGGAAGCAAAAGAUUCAAAAUUGCAUGAACUAUAUUGAGCGUUUUAUCACAACUGAUUUCUUCUUAUUUGAUUGAUUUGGCAACCUCCGGUCACAGUCCGGCAACAGGCACUUUCGACUGUUAUCAGCGUGACUGAUGGCUUUUGUUUCUUCGAAAGCUUGAUAAAGUUUGCACUCGGGACGCGGUGACCUGCCCGAUAAAAUGUGCCCAGACGCCGCGCUG